GCCCUGCAGCCUCCCAGCGCCUGGCUCCUGCAGGGCACAGAGGAGGGGCGGCACCCCUUUUUUGCAGUUUGGUAGUGGGGUGCCUCCGGUGAGACACCUCCCCUGAGCAGCUUUUGUGGCACCCUAGAGGGCAGCUUUCUGUUGCCCUGCUUUGCCAGACGUCCUUGGGGACCCACGUCUAGAAGCCAUCUCCCGCCUCUGCCUCCGCCAUGGACUCCAGAGCCAUCAUCAUUGACCACGGGUCUGGCUUUCUGAAGGCCGGCCUGUCCGGCUGGAACGAGCCCCAGCUGGUGGUGCCGAGCAUCGUGAACUACGUCCCGUGCAGGGAGAACCCCGGGCCCAGCUACGCCCGGAGGCGCGUGGGCCUGGGCAUCGACCUCCGCCACCCCGACACCUUCAGCUACCCCGUACAGCGCGGCCGCGUGCUCAACUGGGAGGGCGUGGAGCACAUGUGGUCCUUUGUGAUGGAGAGGCACAGGCGGGAGCACAGCGACUGCGGCGUCAUCAUCACGGAGUCCCCCCUGAGGGAGCCCAUAGACCGGAAGAAGACGCUGGAGAUCAUGUUCGAGUUGCUGGAUGUGCCCUCCAUCCUCCUGGCCGACCAGCUGGAGAUGUCCCUGUACGCCAACGGCCUGCUGUCCGGCGUGGUGCUGGACUCCGGCUACGGCCUGACCCGCGUGCAGCCUUUCCACAUGGGCCGCCCGCUGCCCGACUGCGGCAAGACGCUGGAGUUCGCCGGCCAGGACCUGUCCGACUUUCUCUUCAAGAGCAUCUUCAAGAAAGACUGCAAUCAGCACGACCCGUUUCAGCUGGACACGGUGGCCGUGACUCAGACGAGCAAGUGCUACGUGCCCCAGAGCCUGGGGGAGGCCCUGGACUUCAGCCCGAGCCACUCGGAUGCGGGCAACACCUACCUGCUCCCAGACGGCACCCCCAUGGAGCUGGCCCCCCUGGAGCGGCUGGCGCCCGAGGCCUUCUUCAGCCCGCAGGUGUUCGACCUGCCGGGGCCCAGCAUCCCGCAGGUCGUCAUCGACUCCAUCAAGUCCACCCAGACCUCGCUGCGCCCACAGCUCUUGUCCCACAUUGUCGCCUGCGGGGGCAACACCCUCUACCCCGGCUUCACCACCCGCCUGUACCAGGAGCUGAUGGCCAGCGAUUUCUCCUCCUUUGAGGUCACCAUUUGGGCGAGCUCCAACAGAAACUUCAGCGUCUGGCUCGGAGCGUCCGUGUUGGCUCACCUGUCCACGUACAGGUCUGAGUGGCUGACCAAGGAGGAAUAUGAUGAGAGUCUAAGGCCGUGACCUGCGGCUCCCUCCUGGGAAUGGGCUCCAGCCAGCUGGCCCCGGGCGGAUGAAUUUUAGCAACGUGCUCUGGGCAGCAGUGGAACGGGAGGGGGGAGGGGCGGAGUCGGCUGGAAUCUGAGGUCUUGAGGGAGUUUUUUAGGUUUUUAGAUUUUAUCCUUUUUCAAGAGUGGGAUCCAACUCGAGGGAGGAUGGGAUGUCAUGCCUGGACACUCUACGGGGGACAGUUUUUCCAGGGUGGUCCGUCACUGGGGUGGGAGUGGCCCUCUGCCAUCUCCAUGCCUGACAGCCACUUAUUUUCCCCUGGUGCCUCCCUUGCAUUGUCCCAUUCUUCUUGAUCAAGUAGGUUUUAACUGGGGUAACCCUUCUGCUGGGAGCCCUAAUUAAUUUUGA
This is a messenger RNA of Microcebus murinus (gray mouse lemur), 1694 nucleotides long. Lineage: Eukaryota; Metazoa; Chordata; Mammalia; Primates; Cheirogaleidae. The record is from RefSeq and is a predicted model, not a curated record.